This is a messenger RNA of Mangifera indica (mango), 886 nucleotides long. RefSeq names its product 60S ribosomal protein L9. The record is from RefSeq and is a predicted model, not a curated record. Gene Ontology annotation, molecular function: rRNA binding; structural constituent of ribosome. Gene Ontology annotation, cellular component: cytosolic large ribosomal subunit; ribosome. NCBI's taxonomy places the organism in Eukaryota, Viridiplantae, Streptophyta, Magnoliopsida, Sapindales, Anacardiaceae. The transcript is spliced from 3 exons. Bases 116 to 700 code for a protein of 194 amino acids. Gene Ontology annotation, biological process: cytoplasmic translation.
AAACCCGCCCACGUAAGGAUAUAAACAAACUCGAUUUAGGGUUUUCAGAUGGUUUUGCUCUGCAUUGCAGCCGUAGCAAGGAGAAGACUCAACUGAGGACCAUCCAUACUAAAAAAUGAAGACGAUUCUCUCCUCAGAGACGAUGGACAUCCCUGACGGCGUUAAGAUCAAGGUUAACGCCAAGAUUAUUGAAGUGGAGGGGCCCAGAGGGAAGCUUAGCCGCAACUUCAAGCACCUUAACCUCGACUUCCAUCUCAUGACCGACGAGGAGACCGGCAAGCGCAAGCUCAAGAUUGAUGCCUGGUUCGGCUCCCGCAAGACCAGCGCCGCCAUUCGAACCGCCCUCAGCCACGUGGAGAAUCUUAUCGCAGGUGUCACUAAAGGUUACCGUUAUAAGAUGAGAUUUGUCUACGCUCACUUUCCCAUUAAUGCUUCCAUUACCAAUGGAAACAAGUCCAUUGAGAUCCGUAACUUUCUUGGAGAGAAGAAGGUUCGAAAGGUGGAUAUGCUUGAAGGUGUGAACAUUGUUCGAUCUGAAAAGGUAAAGGAUGAGCUCAUAUUGGAUGGAAAUGACAUUGAGCUAGUGUCUCGGUCUUGUGCUUUGAUUAAUCAGAAAUGUCAUGUGAAAAACAAGGACAUCAGGAAAUUCCUUGAUGGUAUUUAUGUCAGUGAAAAGGGGACGAUAUUGGAAGAAGAAUGAUUAAUUUUCAAUUUUAUGUCAUAUGGAAGUAUUAUGUUCUUUCUUCCACCUCUUUGUUUUGUUUUUGUGGGGUUUUUUGUAUUAGAGAAUUUUGGAUUUCUGUCUUACAAGUCUUUAAUGGUUUUCUUACAAUAUGUUAUGGAUAUUAUAACUUUACCAUAUCUCUAUUGAAAUCUACCUUCAAGA